This is a messenger RNA of Aspergillus homomorphus CBS 101889, 1719 nucleotides long. RefSeq lists its product as uncharacterized. The coding region runs from base 1 to 1719 and encodes 572 amino acids. The transcript is spliced from 2 exons. The record is from RefSeq and is a predicted model, not a curated record. NCBI's taxonomy places the organism in Eukaryota, Fungi, Ascomycota, Eurotiomycetes, Eurotiales, Aspergillaceae.
AUGGAUCUUUCGCGACUGACUCGACCCGCGAUCCUGUGCCAGUGCUCGCGAUGCUCCAGCUCUCUCGCCGCGUUGGAGAACGAGUGGGCGAAGCUUUCGAAUUCCUAUUCCAUAGCCGCCGGGUGGCUGAGUGUCGAGUUGCAUCGCAUUUCCAUUUCUUCGGAGAAGAAGCAAAUACCCCAAACCUCGGAGUUGAGCAAACUGCGGGGUCGCAUCUUGCAAGAAGUCUCCUGCAAACUUUGCCAGCAGAAGUUGGGAGCGCUGUGCGCACUGGAUAAUGGCCCGAACAUUUUUUGGAAGCUCUCAAAGGUGUCGUUUAGGGAGAUCGUGACCAUGCGGACAGUCGAACCUACCUUCAAAGAUGGAGCCCUUGAACGCUUAAUAUCCCCGACUCCGGAACAGCGACGGGACCGGACCUCUAUCCAGCCCGGCGCUUUAGUGCCGACCGGAUCGACGGAGCUCGAAAGCUAUGGCAUCUCGGUGGAACAGCAGAUUCAACACCAAGGUCUGAGCCUCGAUCACAUCUCUAGCUCGGUCAGCAACCUCCAUGAUACCAUGUUCGAGUUGAAACAUGCGUUCACCGCCCUCCGCAUCGAGUUGAAUGGUCCUGGUCGCUUCGCCCCGGAUAUGAACAACCCCGCUAGCAAGGACCUGAUGAUCGCAACGGUACUGAAGGAACUCCGCUCGAAGUCGGAGGAGAUCGAAAGACUGAAACUGGAAAUCGAGGCCUUGAAGUUGAGGAGCCGCUAUGCGGAGGAACAGCAGUCCUUCAGACAACAAGAACAACAACAACCCUCGCUACCAAUCUUGACCGUUGCUGAAAUGCUGCCGGAAGUACGCAGUCCAGGACUAUUACAAGGCAGCAGAAAACGGCCGUGGCCGGACUCGUUCCCAAGUGGCCGGACCCAACCCAUUGGGGACUCAUUCGAUGAUGACGAGGAUGACGAUAGUAUCGGUGAUUUCGCGCUCGAUGGCAGGACGACCAUACCUCCGGUCAAAAUCCCACUCAAAGACCCACCUCACCAUACCUCAGAAACGAUUCACACAACCGACACGACGACACGCGACCCAAGCCCUUCGACAUCGCCCAGGUUGCGCAUUGAAGUCAGUAACUCAAGCCACCAAACUCCACACUACGACCACGCCAUGGAUGGGAAUGGGGAAGCGUCCACAACCUCACAGCAGUCAAGGGAGGCAAUCGUCAAGCGUCCCCGACUGGCCCAGCAAGCGGACAGGGGCUCCUCCAGCGCGAAGAAGAUAGGGCGGCCCCGCAAAUCAUUCAGCCAGACCACCAGACCUGACAUCCUCUCCAACCUCAAACCCUCGCCCCUGAGCGAGCAAAACACGAAUAAUAUCAACGGCAUCAAGAACCACAAGGAAAUCGCCCCUCCUCCCGCCGCCAGCCCGAGCGAUCAGGCCCCCAGUCAAGAACCUCGUCGGACCCGCUCCCGGAGCCUCCGACGACGGCAAUCUGCAGGUACCCUGUUCUCAACAACACAAGAGCAAACACCCGCUGCCGGCCCGCCGAACGGCGAACCGCUGGACACGACCGAGCCGAACCCACCGAGUGCCGGCAAAGAAAACCCCGAGGUAGCCAUGAGCGGCGUGCAGAAGACCGAAUCCAGCGAGAAGCGCAAGGCUCAGAUGGCCGCACGCGACAACAUAGUCCGACUGGCUAUGCAACGCGAGGAGGCCAUGGAAACGGAUACUUCCCGAUGA